Messenger RNA from Magnolia sinica, 551 nucleotides. RefSeq lists its product as uncharacterized. The record is from RefSeq and is a predicted model, not a curated record. The transcript has 2 exons. NCBI's taxonomy places the organism in Eukaryota, Viridiplantae, Streptophyta, Magnoliopsida, Magnoliales, Magnoliaceae. The coding region runs from base 44 to 457 and encodes 137 amino acids.
CAAUCUACCAUGGCCACUUCUUAAUCUGAAGCAUUUGACGCUGAUGAUCGGUCUGGUACGACAUGAGCUCCCUGGGUUGCUGUGCUUGCUUAGGAGUUCCCCUAAUCUCGAGACUCUUGCCAUCCAAACAGGUUUUGAAAACUUUCUGGAUGGCUACAUCUUUCCCAAAUGUGCUCUGAUGCCUAGUGAGUAUUGGGAGUCAUUGAGGCUAACUUUCAAUCCUUUCCAAUUUCUGAGGAUGGUUAAAAUGGAGGGCUUCCAAGGGGAUGGAAAUGAGAUGGAGCUACUGAAAUUCUUGCUAGAAAUGGCGUUGGUCUUAGAGACAAUGACCAUCAUACCGGCCAACCGUGCGUUCUUGGAAAUGGAUGGAGGAGCUUUGCCCUUGAUUGCAAAGGCUGUGGAAGAACUUCAAAAUUCUGAAAUUGCCUCUCCAAACGUGGAAAUAUCUUUCUGCUGAAUCUGGAAAUUGUCUGUGAACGAUAUGCAUGUCUAGAACUUAGGUCACUAGACCAGCUUUAUCUCCUAAAUAGUGAUGUUUGCAGUAGCUUUAA